AAGAGUCACGAAAAUGAAAAGGGGCGUGUCUUAUUUACCUCUUCGCCUGACCAAAGGUAAACACUAGUUACUAGAACAGAGUGGGAGAGUCUUCGGAAAGCCACGACUGCAACGGAACAGAUUGUGCACGAAUCCGAAGAGGAACCGAGAGAUGAUCCUGAGCAUCGUGGUGCUGGUGACCCUGUGGUUUGUCCACCGGUGGUUCAAGGAGUCCAAACGUGUGGCAAACAGUGGAGACAAGCAUGUCUACAUCACCGGCUGCGACACUGGCUUUGGACAUCUCCUGGCCAAGAGCCUGGAUAAGAGGGGCUUCCGCGUGAUUGCCGGCUGCUACACCGAAAAGGGCGAAGAUGAGCUGAAGAAGGCCUCUUCCGACAGACUGAAAACGCUUCAUGUGGAUGUUACCGACUCUGCCAGCGUUAGACAGGCCGCGGCUUUCAUCGACAUCCUUGUCGGGCAGAAAGGUCUGUGGGCCGUUGUAAACAAUGCGGGCGUGGCUGUGCCGUCGGCCCCCACAGACUGGCUUACUAUUGACGACUACAAGGGAAUGCUAGCUGUCAAUUUGGUGGGUCUGAUCGACGUGACCCUGAGCGUCCUGCCUCUCAUCAAGAAGGCCCGAGGCAGGGUGGUAAACGUGGCGAGCGUGUUCGGGCGUUUAAGCCCGUUCGGCGGCCCGUACUGCGUGUCCAAAUACGGCGUGGAGGCCUUCAACGACAGCCUGCGUUUGAACUUGGCGCCAUUUGGAGUCAAAGUGUUGUGCAUCGAGCCCGGCUUCUUCAAAACAAACGUCACAAACACCGAGAUCUUGGAAAAUAACCUGAAGAAGCUCUGGGACAGAUUACCUCAGGAUGUGAAAGAUGACUACGGACCAGACUUUUUGGAAUGUGCGUUUAAAAUGAUCUCUGAAAGAUUGCUGACGGACAGCGACCUGAUGAAAGUGGUGGGCUGCAUGGAGCACGCCAUCGCCGCCGUCCACCCUCGCACUCGUUACUCGCCCGGAUGGGACGCCAAGUUCAUCUGGCUGCCUCUGUCCUACAUGCCCACAUUCAUCACGGACAGGUUCUUCCUUAAUUUCAGCCCCAAGCUUAAAGCAUCUGUCUUGUAAAAUACAACGUGAGUUUUCCAUGUGGUGUUGCCGCCAUUUCAAUACUUGAUCAUUCCUACGGAUUACGUGUCAAACUCACGCUCGCGAUGAAAAUGAGUUUGACAGCAUGCAUUAGCAUAUCACAUAAUCUUGUCUGGUAGCAGUUUGUUGCACCAUUGUGUCCUAAAGUCAAUCCAAUUUCAGCAGUAACACUUACUGUAUAUGUAAGACUUAGCACAGACAACCAACCUCUUAUCUAUUGUCUGGAUCUUGUGCUACUUUUCAAGGGCUUAAUAUUCAACUUGCUUUUGUUCGUAUUGGACUUUGGCUUGACUUAACUGGGAUCCAGCGCCAAAAGCUCCUAUGGCAUUUCAGCUCAAUGUACUGUAUAUCCACAGCAUUUUAAGUUUUUACGUCAAGCCUAUAUGAGCAGUGAUAGAUAGAACAUUUCAACAUGUUUUAUGCAGUUGUAACCUUUAUACCCUGUACAAUCAGUUGAUAUAUAUAUAUAUAUAUAUAAAAUAUUUUUUGAGAGGGGGAAGUAAAAAAUAUAUACUGUGCACAAGUGUACGCUGUCUAGUCAACUUUUUAUGACUUUUUUUCCUAGUAUCAGCCUUGGUCAUUGCCAUUUCCAACUGUUCAUAAUUCCUUCCACCUUGACCACGGCUUCAGUUCCAGCUGAUUUACUACAAAUGGAUUUCAGCUGUUCUAGUAGGCUUUUACUGACUAGUGCUCUCUAGCAGAAGCCUGAAGGUUUUGUGCUAACACUGACUGCUAUUCCAAAGUGUUUAUAAUUCCUUGCAUCUUGAGUAUGGCCUCAGUUCCAACUGAUUUGCCCCAAAUAAAUUUCAGCUGUUCAAGUAGACUUUUCCUCACUUUUUGUGCUAACACUGUCUUCUGUUUUGAACUGUUCAUAAUUCUUUUCACCUUAACUUCAACCUCAGUUCUAGCUGAUUUUCCCCAAUUAAAUCUCAGAUGUUCUAGUAGGCUUUUCCUGACUUUUUGGGGGUGCCGGGGGGCUUUCGAGCCAAGGCCUGUAGAUUUUUGUGCUAAUGUUGUCUGCUACUUUGAACUGUUCAUAAUUCCUUCCACACUUGACUACGUCCUCAGUCCCAACUGAAGAAAAGCAGCCCCAAAGCAUGAUGGGGUGCCACUAUUUUGUUUCAUUGCAUGUAUGGUGUUCUUUUGGUGGUGAGCAGUGAUGUGUUUGUGCCAAACAUAACUUUUAAUUACCUUAUGGCCAAAAAGUGUAGCCUGAGUUUCACUGGACCGUAAGAUAUGUCUCAAAAUAUGUUUGGGAGAUUUUGUUACUGUCGCAUUAACGGUGGAGAAAAUUCUUAAACGAUUUCUCGUGAUCUGCUUUUUUUUGUAUCACAAAAACCUGUUUUUUGAACAGGAGUGCAUAGACUUUUAUUUUUAUAGCCACUGUAUGAAGCAUGUAAGUAUGCCAGCGUUUACACUUCAAAAAUACAAAUAAAAGUUAUUGUUAUAACCACA
Molecule: messenger RNA, 2581 nt
Organism: Phyllopteryx taeniolatus (common seadragon)
Lineage: Eukaryota; Metazoa; Chordata; Actinopteri; Syngnathiformes; Syngnathidae
Gene: dhrs9
Product: dehydrogenase/reductase (SDR family) member 9
Exons: 5
Coding region: 152-1105 (317 amino acids)
Molecular function (GO): oxidoreductase activity
Source: RefSeq, a predicted model, not a curated record